UCCCAACUGCAUACUGCAUUCCACACACUCUCUCUUUGUCUUUCUCUUCCUCCUUUCUCUUUUUACCUGUAACUGAGAUGGCUACAGGGAAGGAAGAGAGUAGUGUUGUCCAUGGCGAAGCCCAGAAGGUUGUGACGGAGUUUGAUGCUCCUAAGAAGAAAGGAAGAAACAAGUAUGCCAUUGCUUGUACUAUUUUGGCUUCCAUGACCUCCAUUUUGUUGGGUUAUGAUAUUGGAGUAAUGAGUGGAGCGGUCAUAUAUAUCAAAAAGGACCUCAAGAUCAGCGAUGUAGAAGUCGAAAUUCUGGUGGGAAUCCUCAACGUGUAUUGUUUAUUCGGUUCUGCUGCCGCCGGCAGGACCUCAGACUGGAUCGGUCGCCGAUACACGAUAGUAUUGGCCUCUGUUAUCUUCUUCCUCGGGGCUCUGCUCAUGGGCUUCGCUACCAACUAUGCUUUUCUCAUGGUGGGCCGCUUGGUGGCUGGAAUCGGCGUUGGCUACGCCCUCAUGAUAGCUCCUGUCUACGCCGCAGAGGUUUCUCCGGCGUCCUCACGUGGCUUCAUCACCUCAUUCCCCGAAGUUUUCAUCAACGCUGGAAUCUUAUUCGGCUAUAUCUCCAACUACGGCUUCUCCAAGCUCCGCCCUAACCUUGGCUGGCGAUUCAUGCUUGGCAUCGGUGCAGUUCCCUCCGUUUUCCUCGCCUUGGUCGUCAUCGCCAUGCCCGAGUCUCCUCGUUGGCUAGUCAUGCAGGGUCAACUCGGUUUGGCCAAGCGAGUACUUGACAAAACAUCCGAUUCCAAAGAAGAAUCCCAACUACGACUUGCUGACAUCAAAGAGGCCGCCGGCAUCCCAGAGGAGUGCACUGACGACGUCGUUGCAGUCCCCAAGAGGAGCCACGGCGAAGGCGUCUGGAGAGAGCUUCUCAUCUUUCCCACCCCCUCCGUCCGCCGCAUCCUCAUUGCAGCCGUCGGCAUUCACUUCUUCCAACAAGCCUCAGGCAUUGACGCCGUCGUCCUCUACAGCCCAAGAAUCUUCGAAAAGGCAGGCAUAAAAGAUAACGACCACAUUCUACUCGCCACCGUCGCCGUCGGAUUCGUCAAAACCUGCUUCAUCCUUGUCGCCACUUUCUUACUCGACAGGGUCGGACGGCGACCGCUGCUUCUAACCAGCGUCGCAGGCAUGAUCUUUUCACUGGCGGCCCUAGGAGUGGGACUGACCGUGAUCGACCACUCAGACACCAAGUUAAUCUGGGCCGUAGCUUUGAGUCUCUGCACAGUAUUAUCGUACGUGGCUUUCUUCUCCAUCGGAAUGGGGCCAAUCACGUGGGUUUACAGCUCAGAGAUCUUCCCACUGAGGCUACGAGCCCAGGGUUGCAGUAUUGGGGUGGGCGUAAACCGAGUGACAAGUGGCGUCCUCUCAAUGACUUUCAUCUCACUGUACGAUGCCAUCACCAUUGGAGGGGCAUUUUUCCUAUACUCCGGCGUCGCUUUGGUCGGUUGGAUUUUCUUCUAUACAUGGCUACCGGAAACACAGGGCAGAAGCCUUGAAGAUAUGGAGAUACUGUUCACCAACUCCAGCUGGAAUAAGAAGAAGUCAUCUACUAACGACACUAGCGGUAACAGCAACGAUCACAUUAACGGCCAGAUCCAAUUAGGAACUAAUGGAUGAUGGGUUUUUUGGUAAAUUUGUGGGUGUGCUUAGUAGGAAACUUUUUAUAUAAUGACAAAUGUAUUCCCCUCUUGUCUUGUCUGAUAUUUUCAAAAUAAGUUUAUAGUGAUGUGAGAGGGGGCUGAAUAUGGAAUGAAAAAAAAAAAAAAAAAAGUUCAAAGUUAAAAAUACAUUGCUUUCACUUUGAA
Messenger RNA from Vitis riparia (riverbank grape), 1852 nucleotides. RefSeq names its product polyol transporter 5-like. Gene Ontology annotation, biological process: transmembrane transport. The record is from RefSeq and is a predicted model, not a curated record. The transcript has 2 exons. NCBI's taxonomy places the organism in Eukaryota, Viridiplantae, Streptophyta, Magnoliopsida, Vitales, Vitaceae. Gene Ontology annotation, molecular function: carbohydrate:proton symporter activity. Gene Ontology annotation, cellular component: membrane. The coding region runs from base 78 to 1664 and encodes 528 amino acids.